Salvelinus sp. IW2-2015 is the source of this 5638-nucleotide messenger RNA. RefSeq names its product transcription initiation factor TFIID subunit 3. Gene Ontology annotation, cellular component: transcription factor TFIID complex. Lineage: Eukaryota; Metazoa; Chordata; Actinopteri; Salmoniformes; Salmonidae. The record is from RefSeq and is a predicted model, not a curated record. Gene Ontology annotation, molecular function: transcription factor binding; protein heterodimerization activity; p53 binding. Gene Ontology annotation, biological process: positive regulation of transcription by RNA polymerase II.
CGGUGGAAACAAGAUGGCGGUUCUGACAAGACCGCCAACAUAUUUACUCGAAUAGAUGUAAAAAUUAACCCUCAUCGAGCGUUUUGUUCGCGACCUGCAUGUAUUUCAUGCAUCAUGAAGACCAGGAAGAUGUUCUAUAGUAGGGAUUGACGAAGCCACGACCGUUACUAAAGUCAGCGUGAUGUGCGAGAGUUAUGCCCGCUCGCUGCUGCGUGUGUCGGUGGCGCAGAUCUGCCAAGCGUUGGGCUGGGAUGCGGUGCAGCUCACCGCCUGCGACCUGCUUUCCGAUGUUAUGCACAGAUAUAUCCAGCAGUUGGCCAGGGGUUGUCAUCGAUAUUCGGAGCUCUAUGGGAGAACAGACCCAGUGCUGGAUGACGUAGGCCAGGCAUUUAGGCUGCUGGGGGUGAGUCUAUCUGAGCUGGAGGACUAUGUCCACAACCUGGAGCCCGUAGGGUUCGCCCAGCAGACGCCCCUCUUCCCCCUCAGCAAGAACAACAUGCUGCAGUUCCCUCAGCCUGGAGUGGGGGUCCGGGGGGACGCAGAGGAGAGGAAGGACUACAUUCCAGAUUAUAUGCCACCUUUGGUCUCACUACAGGAAGAAGAGGAGGAAGCCCUGGCUGACAUGGGCACCUCUGCUGAGGCCAUGCAGGUCCCGCUGGACAAUACCGACGAGGAUAUGGAUGACGACGAAGCGGUGAACGAUGAGAACCACCCUGUGAAGAGACACCUGGACAGCCCAGACGCCGCCAUGGGUAUGAUGCCCACCUCCAAGAGGCCUCGCAUGCACCCCGGCUUCAGCCCCGACUGGAGCAUGGAGCCCAGGGAGCCCCUCACCUCCCUCAACCCUCAGCGUGUCCCUCCAGGCAUGAUGGCCUCCCAUUCCCACGACAGCAUGGGUUCAAUGUCUCUGUCUCCAGAGACACCUGGGCCUCCGACAUUGUUCAGACCCCAGCCGGUGACCCCAGGGAGACACUCUGAUCAUAAGUCUCAUGGCGGUCAAGGCCGCAAAGGGCCCAAAGGCUCAUCCCCUGGUAGGCCACGGACUAAGUCCCCAAAGGGGGUCAAUGCUGGUGGGGCUAUGUCAGGCAGCCCCAUCCGCUCGCCCAAAUCUUCCAAGGAGCGGAAAAAGUCCCCGGGCCGGACCAAGAGCCCUAAAAGUCCCAAGAGCCCCAAAAUGGGUUCUGGAGUCAAGUCUGGUUCUCACUCCCAGGGAAAAGCAGAGGCUCAGGCCCUGGCCCUACAGAGACUUCCCCUGUCGGCCCUCAGCGAGAGGAUGGGGAAGGAAAACAUCCACGUGCAGCAAAGCCUGGAGGACCGCGAGCUGGCGGGUUUCGUCUCUGAUAAACUCUGCGAACCUGGCGGCGACAACGCUGAUAUUGACGAUUCUAUCGACGCUGUGAUCGCUAGGGCAUGCGCUGAGCGAGAGCCUGACCCGUUUGCCUUCUCAUCAGGCUCCGAGUCAGAGAGUGAUGGCUUCUCCUCUCCACGGAGGCUUACUAUCAUGGAGCCAGGCGGAACGCCUAAGCUCUCACUGGGUGCCAACAGCCUGGGUAAAGACACUUCUACACCGCUUCACGUCAACGCAGGCGGUGGCCCCGGGAACUGGACCAUGGACGACUCCAUCAACGAGGUCCUACGUAAAGUAAACCAGGGCGGUCCAAAUGCGGGACACCCCCAAGGCGAGUCAUACCUGUCCUCAGCAUCCGCCUCGCCCCCGACCCCUGAGCCCCUCCUCAAGAUGUACGAGGAGAAGAACAAGCUUGUCUCCUCGGCUGACAUCAAGAAGAAACUGAAGAAGGAGCUGAAGACAAAGAUGAAGAAGAAGGAGAAAGGAGAGAAACCGAAAGAUAAAGAGAGGGAUAAGGACAGGGGGAAGAUGAAAGAGAAGAACAAGGAUAAGAACAGGGAUAAGAGCAAAGAUUCUUUCUCCAAGGAGGCCAAGAUGCCAUGGAAGGACUUCGGUAACAAGGACGAUGACCUCAGGGAACACUUCCUGGGUCAGAGGUCAGGGUUCGGCGGACCCGAGGGCUCCGUGAUCAAGAUCAAGUCGCGAGAUGGAGGGGAUGGCAGUGGCAGGAAGGAGAAGGACAAACACAAAGACAAAAAAAAGGACAAGGAGAAGAGCAAGAAGGGCAAAGACAAGCGGGACAAGGGUAAGGACCGGCAGAAGAUAUCCUCCCUCACCCCGUUCGGUUUGGGUGACAUGCCUGCCCUGUUCAGCCCAUCGACGUGUCUCCGCAUCCCCUCCAUGCUGCCUCCUCUUCCGCCUAUCCUCCAGGAAAAGGAUGUGAAGAGCAAAGAGAAGGACAAGAAGAAAGACAAGAAGGAGAAGAAGAAGAAGAAAGAUAAAGAYAARGAMAAGGARAARGARAARGARARGGAGARGGAGAGAGAGAAAGAGGAGAAGAAGAAAGAGAAGGAGAAGCGAGAGAAGGAAAAAGAGAAGAUCAGACUAGAAAAGGUGAGGGUGGAGACUCCAGUGACCGUCCCGUCUCCUGUCAUCCCCAGGCUGACCCUGAGGGUGGGGGCUGGACAGGACAAAAUAGUUAUCAGCAAGGUSGUCGUGAAUUCCGAGCCGCUGCCACCGCCUAAGAUGCCAGCUCCCAAGACCCCCGCCACCAAAUCUGGACCCGGCAAUCGCCUUCAGCUGCYGCCGCCACCUCCAAUCCUCCCUCCAAUACCCUCGUUGGCACCUCCUGCAUCCCAUCUUCCCCCUGACAGCCCUCCCCCUGCCAUGCUGUCCCCCGCAUCCUCCGGCAAAACAUGUGUACGCAGCGUGGUCACGGAAACUGUCAAGACAUAUGUGGUCCGUGAUGAGUGGGGAAACAAGGUCUGGAUCUGUCCUGGCUGUAACAAGCCUGACGACGGUAGUCCCAUGAUUGGCUGUGAUGACUGUGAUGACUGGUACCACUGGCCUUGUGUCGGGAUGGUCUCGGCCCCUCCCGAGGACCAGCAGUGGUUCUGUGUGAAGUGUGCCGGCAAGAAAAAGGACAAAAAACACAAGAAGAGGAAACACAAAGUGCAUUGAGAGAGACUAUGCAAAACAAAGCUCACUUUGGACUUAGGACUGUUCAUUUGCUGGACUGAUUGYUUCUUCAAGCCAUCCUCUUGGGACACUCCUGGCACUGCUGUAAACAAACAAAGAAAGAAAGAAAGAAAAGUGUAAAAACAUGACAGAUGAGACAUUCACACCUCCUGAUGACUUUAGUGAAUGACAUGAUGAGCCAAUGAUAUGAUAACGCCCGUGUAUGACUGUAGGAAACAAAGAAAUACAGACUCUUUAACCAGCACAUGUCCAACCGCCAUUCUGUGGGUUCCAUGGUUACUACGCUUCCUUCCCCUCCCUUCUGUAAAGUGUUUUGGGGAGGGGGGUGCUUUUAAGUCUGCGUCCUGGUUUUCUACCCUUYUGUCAGUGUGCACUAGCACUCCACAUCACAGUCCCUUUCAUGGAUUGAACAAUCUCUUGGAGUGUGCACUUGCAAGUGCACACUUGGGUAGAUAAUCGGGACGCAGCCUCUGUUGAUGUGAGAGCCCAGCGUUCAGGAAGGAAUGUUCAGGUGCUCUGAUGUUGUCACGRAGAUUAUGCUUUUCAAUCAUCAUGGCUUCAAACAGAUAAUUGUUGAGUUCAAUGUUGUCAAAGAGAACAGGGUAUAGAGAGAAGUCUACAUUCAUCCAUCCUCAUAUUAUUAUUGUUGUUUACCUUAGUAUUGUCAUAGCCUGGUCCCAGAUCUGUGUGUGCUCUUGCCAAUUCCGAUGGCUAUUGUCUUGAGUUGGAGACAGCAAGACAACACAUCUGGGAACCAGGCUAGUAUUGUCACAUAAAAUAAGGUCAAUAAUAUCAAACUGAAUGACAGAUUCAGAUUCUGCCUGUUUAAAAUUCCCCCYCUCGGCUUUCUGCUGCAGUAUCCUUAAAUGUGUAAUGUAUAAUCCCCUACGUAUUUAUUGAGAAAGUGAAGCUUAAACUUUUAGUGUGGCUCUAUGCUCUAGCAUUUUGGAUUUGAGAUCAAAUAUUUUAUAUGCGGUGACUACACAAUGUCCUGUUUUAUUUGAGGGUAUUUUCAUACAUAUCUGUUAUACCGUUUAGAAAUUAAUGCACUUUAUGUAUCUAGUCCGCCCAUUUGAAUUUCGACAAAUUCACUUAUAGUGUAUUACAUUUAGUCAAAUGUUGAUUAUUUGUUCCCAUAUUUUUAGCACACAAUGACUACAUAACGCUUGUGACUCUACAAGCGAGUUGGAUGCAUUUGCAGUUUGUUUUGGCUGUGUUUCUGAUCAUGUUGUGUCCAAUAGAAAGCUAUGGUAAAUAAUGUAUUGUGUCAAUUUGGAGUCACUUUUAUUGUAAAUAAGAAUAGAAUAUUUUAGAUUAAUGUGGAUGCUACCAUGAUUACGGAUAAUCAUGACUUGAGUCGUGAAUAAUGAGUGAGAAAGUUAUAUUCACAAAGAUCAUGCCCCUAAAACAUGCUAACCUCUAACCAUUAACAAAAACAGGUUAGCAUUUUUAUAAGGUGUUAUGAUAUUUAUGCCGCUAACUUUCUCACUCAUCAUUAUUCACGAUUCAUUCAGAACUAUCUGUAAUCAUGGUAGCAUCCACAUUCAUGUAGCUCAGAAAACAUUCUAUUCUUAUUUACAAUAAAAGAGACUCCAAAAUUACACAACGUUGUUUAUCAUUCAUUUAAUUUCUAUUGGGCACAACAUAAUCUGUAACACAAACUGCAAAUGUUUGUAGAGUCACAAACUUGAUGUAGUCAUUGUGUGCUAGGAAUAUGGUACUAAAUACCAAACUUGACUAAAUGUAACACACUUAAGUUAAUUUGUCCAAAUACUGUACUUGUAAUGACAACUUCAAAUGGGGGGACUAAAUGCAUAAAGUGCAUUAAUUUCUAAACGGUAUAACAGAUAUGUAUGAAAAUACCCUCGAAUAAAAUAGGACAUUCUGUAGUCACCGCAUAUAAAAUAUUUGAUCCAAAAUGCUGGAGCAUAUCGCCAAAUUGAAAAGUUUUAGCUUCCCCGUCCAAAUAAAUACGUAGGGGAUUGUAUAUAAAGGUGACUGCCUUUGUGUGUAAAUACCAACUUCCAACCAAGCCACAUGCAUUUUGUUCUUAGGAUUUUUAUUCUAAUUUGUUAAAUCCAUUUCCAGAUKAUUGGUUUUUAACUUAAAUGAUUUUCUGUAAUUUAUGGUUAUAUUUUCAAAUAAGUUUUUGUAUUUUUAUUUUUYAUAUAGAUUGUCUUCCAAUCAGUUAAACAGUAGCUGUGCUCAUUGURAAGGUAUCUAAUUUUGCUGAUAUUUCAUAUAUUAAAGCCUAACAGUCUGUUAACUACACAUAAAUGUCAUUACUCUUUCCAUUUUUUAGGAUGGCAGUUGGUCAUCAUCUGUACCCAAGUUCUCUGUACACAUCUCUCCUUGUUUCCAUGAUUCAGGUUCAUAUCCCACUUCUAUCUUCCAUUGUGCAUUUUUGUUUUUUACAUUGAUUGUUCUGUGUGCAAUUCUCACCCUUUUACCCUAAGAUACUUUUGUCUUAGUUUAUUUUGUUUUGAUGCAUUUAAUUCAUGAAAAUACAGCGGAAAUAUUUUAACAAAACCGAAGUUGAAUUUGUUAAAUGAAUCUGAAAUGUUUGGAUAAAGAAGCAUUGUGUCAUUUUUU